Purpureocillium lilacinum is the source of this 4743-nucleotide messenger RNA. RefSeq lists its product as uncharacterized. Lineage: Eukaryota; Fungi; Ascomycota; Sordariomycetes; Hypocreales; Ophiocordycipitaceae. Gene Ontology annotation, biological process: inositol phosphate biosynthetic process; inositol metabolic process. Gene Ontology annotation, cellular component: cytosol. The record is from RefSeq and is a predicted model, not a curated record. Gene Ontology annotation, molecular function: diphosphoinositol pentakisphosphate kinase activity; 5-diphosphoinositol pentakisphosphate 1-kinase activity; inositol hexakisphosphate kinase activity.
AUGGACCGGCCGCUGUCGACCGUCUCCUCCUCCUCCUCCACCGCCGCCGUCGCCAUAGACAAGUCAAUCAACCGCUCGUCGGCGUCAUCGUCCACCCUCGACCCCUCCAUCCAGCAACUCGCGAGCGGUGGCGACUCGAGCUCCCUCCCCGCCGCUUCGCCAUCCCCCUCGCUGUCUUUGCACCAAAGACAACCACGGCCGCAGCAACACGCUUCGGCGCAUGCUCGCAGCAUCUCGUCUUCGUCCCUGGCCGCCAGCUCCGUCGCCAGCCGCAAGAGCCGCUAUGCUGAGCCUGGCACCGCUGAGGUCCACGUCGAGAGAUCCAACGUCUCUGCCACCUCGAGCUCCCCGCCCGUAUCUGUAAAGGGCUCCCGCUCCAUCCUGCAGCAGAGUCGCAGGCAGUCUGGCAUCUCUGACGCCUGGAGCGAAGACCUUGUCUUCGGAGACCCGCAGCUUUCCGCCCUCGACGACACCGAGACGCCCCGGAUACGAGCCGCUUCAACCUUCGACGCCUCCUACCACGUUUUCCUCCCCGAGCCCGCCCUGACCGCACGGUCGUCACUGUCAGAUAUUCAGGCCAGGCGAUUGUCAGGAAACUCCAUAUACUCCCUUGCCUCUGCUCGUGGCAUCCUCAAUUCGUCACCCUCGGCACAAGGAUCUGAACCCGGCGCUCCUGCUCGUUCCGUUCCGAGUCUCAUGUCCUCGAGCAAGGGCAUGAGCUCAUCGCCAUCCGAAGCCGGACUCUCCAGUGUCACCGUCACCACCUCGACAGGCUCCCAGCCCGGCCAUAGCGCAGCAUCGGGGCAGCACAACUUGACGCCGAGAGACCCACAUGCGCAGCCCCUUGACCUUAUGAGACGGAGUCAAAGGAUGGAUUCCAACGUGCGUUCCCAGCCUGACCGGUCCCGGAGCAGGGCCAAGAGGAGGUUCAGUGGCAGCACUGCGAACAGCAGCCAUAGCCCAAGCAGCGACCGUGGGCCGCACCACAGGGAGAAAGAAGAGGCCAAGCCAGCUCCUUGGGGUGUCAUUGGGAUAUGUGCCUUGGACGUCAAGGCAAGAAGCAAGCCCAGCCGCAAUAUACUCAACCGUCUCAUCUCCAAUCGCGAAUUCGAUGUGGUCGUAUUUGGGGACAAAACCAUUCUCGACGAAGAGGUUGAGAAUUGGCCCAUCUGUGACUACUUGAUAUCUUUCUACUCGGAUGGUUUCCCUCUGGAGAAGGCCAUUGCCUACGUCAAAACGCGGAAGCCAUUUUGCGUCAACGAUGUGCCCAUGCAAAAGAUACUUUGGGAUCGGCGUGUCUGCCUCCGAUUGUUGGAUAAAAUCCAGGUCCGCACGCCCAAAAGGCUUGAGGUCAGUCGGGACGGCGGACCACAAGUCCUCAAUGCCGAAAUGGUCAAGCACAUCAAGGAUAUUUCUGGCAUAAGUCUGGAGCCCGUCGACCCCGACAAGCAGGCUCCGCCACGCAACGUUGAGUUGAUCGACAACGGCGACGUCCUGAGCGUCGAUGGUGCAUUGCUGAAGAAGCCCUUCGUCGAGAAGCCAACCAGCGGCGAGGAUCACAACAUUAUCAUAUACUUUCCCAGCAGCACUGGUGGCGGCGCCAGAAAGCUCUUUCGGAAGAUUGGGAACAAGAGUUCUGACUACGUCGCCGAUCUCAAUGUGCCAAGAGCCAUCACCGAACCCGGAAGCAGCUACAUCUACGAAAGUUUCAUGCAGGUCGACAACGCCGAAGAUGUCAAAGCCUACACGGUCGGACCCCACUACUGCCACGCAGAGACCCGCAAGUCCCCGGUGGUAGACGGCAUUGUAAGGCGAAACACUCACGGUAAGGAGCUCCGUUACGUUACGGCUCUCAAUAGCGAGGAAAAGGAGAUGGCAAGUCGAAUUUCGACGACUUUCGGGCAGCGCGUAUGCGGGUUCGAUCUUCUGCGGGCUUCAGGAAAGAGCUAUGUCAUCGACGUCAAUGGGUGGAGUUUCGUCAAGGACAACGAUGACUACUACGAGCACUGCGCCAACAUCCUGAAGGAUAUCUUUGUCAAGGAACGCUUACGUCGUGGCGGUGUCACGCCGCCUCUGCCGUCGCCUGCAGCAUCUGACGUGGAUCCUCUCGCCCGUGCAACCCAAGCCAUCAAAGAUCGCGAGCAGCAAGCGACGUUAGCUCCCACAACCGCGCCCAAGUCGACAAACGGAAACCACACGGCCCACUCCAGCAUCGACCUUCAGCCCAGCGAUACGACCCUUCUCCCGCACAGCGACGCGCCUUCUUCCAAGGCAGAUAGCUCUCUGGGGUCCAUGGCACAGAGCACAGCGACAAGUCCGAAGUUGCCUCCGCCUCCGCCUGAGGUGAGCAACCACGAGUCUGUUUCUGCCUCGGCUUCCAUCAAGACGUCUGCAACCGCCGCCACAUCACAGCAACCGCAAGGAGAGGAGUCAGCCGCGGUGCCACCCCCUCCCAAGCAUUCCUGGAAGCUCAAAGGCAUGGUGUCUGUCAUCCGGCACGCAGACCGUACUCCGAAGCAAAAGUACAAGUUCACGUUCCAUACGGAGCCCUUUAUUGCACUUCUCAAGGGACACCAGGAAGAAGUCCUUCUCAUCGGUGAAGCCGCCCUGGCCAGCGUCAUUCAAGCCGUCGACGUUGCGUAUGAGGCGGGCAUCGAGGACAGAUCCAAGCUCAGGGCUCUGCGCAAUGUGCUCGUCAAGAAGGGAAGCUGGGCCGGAACCAAAGUUCAGAUCAAGCCUAUGUUCCGCAAGAAGAAGACUGAGGAGACUGAUUCCCCCGUUCACGAGAUGCCCGAUCUGGAUGAGACGCGAGAGGCGAUUAUUCCCACCGGCAACGGGGAGUGUCCGGGCCAUGACAUCGAAACUCAUCCUCCGUCGAGAAGGCAUGAUUCACUCUCUGGCGUUACCAUGUCCAAGUUCACGGCAGCUGAAGAGCGCUUGGUACUCGACAAACUACAGCUGAUUGUCAAGUGGGGAGGCGAGCCGACCCACUCGGCACGCUACCAAGCCCAGGAGCUGGGUGAAAACAUGCGCAACGACUUGAUGCUAUUGAACAGAGACAUCCUUGAUGAGGUCCACGUUUACAGCAGCUCAGAACGCCGCGUGACCGCCAGCGCACAAAUUUGGUCCGCGAGCUUCUUGGACAGAAAGGACAUCCCUGAGGACUUUAUCACCAUCCGCAAGGAUCUCCUGGACGACUCGAAUGCCGCAAAGGACGAGACGGACAAAGUGAAGAAGAAGCUUAAGGGGCUUCUCCGGAAAGGGAACGAGCGUCCGGCUCAAUUUGCUUGGCCUGAGAACAUGCCAGAACCCUCCGAAGUACAGACUCGGGUUGUGCAACUCAUGAAUUUCCAUCGGCGCGUCAUGCAGUACAACUAUGGCAAGCUCUACAGCGGCGCAGCGACGUCUCUAAGCUCCAUCUCAAACCCCAGCACCGAGAAAUUGACGGGCGAGGGCUCUAGCACAUCAUUGUCGUCGGCCUUGUCACACGCCAACGCAGUCAACAACAUCCAGUCACGGUGGUGCAGCGGCGAGGAUGCAGAGCUAUUCCGCGAGCGAUGGGAGAAGCUUUUUGCCGAAUUCUGCGACGGCGAGAAAGUCGAUCCUAGCAAGAUCUCUGAGCUGUAUGACACGAUGAAGUUUGACGCCCUGCACAAUCGUCAGUUCUUGGAGUGGGUCUUCACGCCUCCAAAAGGCAUGCUCGAAGAGGAAUACGGGGUCAAGGAUGGCAAAGCGCGGGACCUUGACGAUGGCAAGGCAUCCGAAGAUUCGAGGGGCGAGAAAGGUCAAAACAGCUCCCCCGAGGGUUCAGACAAGGCUGCUGAUGCAUCCAGCCGAGGAGCAACGGUCAGGAAGCUUUUUCGGAGGCGGUCGUUCCUCAAUGGACUGAGGCACCUCAACGAAGAAGGGCCUCCGGAGCAAUACUUCCGCCUGUACAAGGGAACGCACCAGACUUCGCAAAAGCCGGACCCUCGAAACGACCCCUUGCAAGAGUUGUACCGGCUCGCCAAGGUUCUCUUCGACUUCAUUUGCCCUCAGGAAUACGGAAUCUCGGAUAGCGAGAAGCUCGAAAUCGGUCUUUUGACCUCGCUGCCUCUCCUGAAAGAGAUUGUCCAGGACCUUGAGGAGAUGCAGGCUUCCAAUGAUGCCAAAUCCUUCUUCUAUUUCACCAAGGAAUCUCACAUCUAUACAUUGCUCAACUGCAUUAUCGAAGGCGGCAUCGAAACCAAGAUUACGCGCAGCACGAUCCCGGAGCUGGACUACCUCUCGCAGAUUUGUUUUGAACUUUACGAGUCCGAGAUGAAGCCGGCCCCUGAAAGUGUUGAUGCCGACGUUCCGACCUUUGCCUACAGCAUCCGCAUCACUCUCAGCCCUGGAUGCCACGUCUUCGAUCCUCUGCAUGUUCAGCUCGACAGCCGACAUUGCAUCGGCUGUGCCCCAAGGCGUAGUCUGACCCCCCACAUCGACUGGCUCCAAGUCAUCAAAACGCUUCGAGCCAAGUUCAACCAGGUUAAACUACCCAAGACGUUCUUGGCCGUCAACCUCUCCGACGCCUUUACGUUUGAGGAGCAGGAGCGCAUGGCGAGCGAUAACGACUUGCUCGAGAUGAAGACGGUGCCACCUAAAGACCUCUUGUCAGGGGGGCGGGACAAGGUGACGGAGACGGGCGAGGACGAGACACCUACUGAGUCGACUUUUGCCUACCCGGGCCAGGACGAGACGCCGACGCCCGCAGCCUUCUAA